Messenger RNA from Cryptomeria japonica (Japanese cedar), 1650 nucleotides. Its product is annotated as UPF0481 protein At3g47200-like. NCBI's taxonomy places the organism in Eukaryota, Viridiplantae, Streptophyta, Pinopsida, Cupressales, Cupressaceae. The transcript has a single exon. The record is from RefSeq and is a predicted model, not a curated record. The coding region runs from base 1 to 1650 and encodes 549 amino acids.
AUGGUAAUAGUUGAGAUCAAAUCGAGCAACCCUCAGAGCUGCACCAGUGAUAGCAGCUGUGUAAUUCAAGUGGGGUAUGAUCUCACAAUGAAUGAAGAGGAGAUACCUAAUGUAAGCUCUGGUCAGAUCUUCCGAGUGCCAAGGCUACCGCCAUACUCCAAAGAUGAUUUAUACAGUCCACAUCUUGUUUCCAUUGGCCCUUUUCAUUACGGGAAGAAGGAGCUGCAAGGCAUGGAAAAGUCCAAAUCUGAGGCAGUUCGAAGGAUGCAAAAGAGGAUCCAGAGGAGUUUUCCACACGUUUCUAUGAAAUCAAUUGUUGAACAGCACAUACUGUUCAAGGAGAAGAAGAUAAGGUCUUUCUAUGGUGAAUAUAUUCCCCUUACUUCUACAGAACUAGCAUGGAUGGUCACCAGGGAUGCAUGUUUUGUUUAUGAAUUUAUUGUUAAUUAUGUAAAAGUUAACAGGAAUGCUCAGCAUUCAUAUGAAACCCAAGGAUGUCAAUUUGAGUAUGUUCAAUGUUUUUAUGAAGAGGAAGUGGGUGCAUUCAAGUGGAAAUAUGAUGGAGUGUUUGAUGCCGAUGUUCAAAAUCCCAUGAGAGAAAGACUAAUGACUGAUAUACUUCUAUUUGAAAACCAAAUACCUCUAUGGAUUUUGAAAGAUCUCCUUAAAUUCCAGAUGGGUUCUACUGAAGCUGCAAAACAAAAGGUAGAAAACUUAAUGAAUGUGCUGCUUUGGAGAGCGGCUAGACAUGAAGUUUUUAUGUGGAAACCCAGGGUUUCUUACAACAUGUAUUGUAAGAGUCAUGUUCUCGAAGUAGUCUACCGCUCAAUGGUGGGCAGCGAUUUUAGCUCCUUCGCCGAUGGUGAACUGCUAGAUUUGCCACCGCCGUCUCAAAAUCACAGGCAGGUCUGCGUUGAUUCAAUCAAAGCUAUUUGUGGACGUUUGUGUAAUCCUUCUUUGUUCUCUUCCUCCUCCAAUAGGAUCCCUUCCAACACUGUGGAUAUGGUGUACCUGAAGCUCCCAACAGCAUCGGAACUCGUGUGCGGAGGAGUGAAGAUCAAGGCAGUGCUCAUUAAAGAUAGAAAUAGGGCAGUCGGGCAAGAUUCAACAAGAUCGCUCGACUAUUCUUCAACAAGAUCGCUUGAAUAUUCUUCAGCCAUUCGAUCGAUAAGGUUUGAUGAGAAAACAUCAACAUUGUAUUUACCACAAUUCAAGGUAACGCUGGAGUUAUGUUCAGUCGUGCGUAGCGUCAUUGCCAUGGAAGUGGGCGUUAGAGGGUACGCUACGAAACCAAUAACUCAGUUUGCGUUGCUUAUUGAAGAGCUUAUAGACAACGAGGAGGAUGUUGCAGUGCUCAGAAACGCAGACGUGAUUAACAAUUUCAUUGGAGGCAACCAAAAACUGGCUAAUCUUUUCAAAUUGGGUAUAGGGAUGGCCCAUGUCAAGGGCUGCAAAGCAAUUGAUGACGUCAGAAUAGGGCUGCAUAAGUACACAAGAAGAAAAUACAAGAAACUUUGGAGUGAGUUCGUUAGUGCUUAUUUUUCCAAGCCAUGGCUGGUUGCUGGUUCCAUGGCUGCCGUGCUGCUAAUUGUAAUGACAGUGGCGCAAGUUUUGUGUCUGUUUUUCACUUGCAACCCCUAUUCCCAUUGA